GCCGUCCGGGGCGCGGAGCGCAAUGAGCGAGGGCGCGGACGGCGGCGGCGGUGGCGGCGAUGGGGCAUCAGCGCGGUCCCCGGGGGGCAGUCCCGGAGGGGAUGGCUUUGCCCCGUCGGCGCUGGGGACCCGAGAGCAUUGGGAUGCUGUGUAUGAGAGAGAACUACAAACUUUCCAAGAAUAUGGAGAUACAGGAGAAAUCUGGUUUGGAGAAGAAAGUAUGACUCGACUAAUAAGGUGGAUGCAAAAACACAAGAUUCCAUUGGAUGCUUCAGUGCUUGAUAUUGGAACUGGAAAUGGUGUUUUCCUGGUUGAACUUGCAAAGUCUGGUUUCUCUAAUAUUACUGGAAUUGAUUACUCUCCCUCUGCAAUACGACUUUCUGGAAGUAUUAUAGAGAAAGAAGGUUUAUCUAACAUUAAGUUGAAGGUCACACAACUAGUGAUUUCAGCUACAUGUCACUUUAUUUCCAAUGACCUGUUUAAGUUCCAGGUAGAAGACUUUUUGAAUCCUUCCACAAAGCUGUCUGGAUUUCACGUUUGUAUUGACAAAGGGACUUUCGAUGCCAUAAGCCUUCAUCCUGACAGUGCGGUUGAGAAGAGGAAGCAGUAUGUGCAGUCUCUCUCUAGGGCGUUGAACGUGAAAGGCUUCUUUCUAAUCACCUCCUGUAAUUGGACCAAGGAAGAGUUGCUGAAUGAAUUCAGUGAAGGAUUUGAGCUGUUCGAAGAGCUGCCGACACCUAAGUUCACCUUUGGAGGCAGAUCUGGGAACAGUGUAGCAGCACUGGUUUUCCAGAAAACGUGAGACUGUUCGUUGGACAAGUGCAGUUUGCCUUUUUAAGAAGCUCCACAUCCAAGUAAACCUGACAUAGAACAUGCAGAUGCAGAUAAAGGGUUAGUAAGUACACAGGAUGCACAUGUUGAAUAGAUACAGUGGGUUGGUAAAAAAAAAAAAAAUCAUGACAUGAGCAUGUCAGUGGUUGGGCUCUAGAGAUCAAGAAUAAUUUAAAAUUUUCUUUUAUAUUUGAGAUGUAAAUUUUUUUCUUUCUGAUUUAAAACAAUUUCCUGUAAAUACUAAACAGUGAACAAACUUUAAAGCAGUAAAUGAAUUUUCAGAAAGCAUGUAUUCUUGAUUUUUACACCUUUGUAAAGUUGAAUUGAAUAUAGCUAUUUAUGAAGAUUUGACCAAACUAUUCCAGGACCAGAAUAAUAAGCCACUAACUUUCUUAAUGUUUUGUUACACUAUUAUUAAAUAUAAUAGUUAUGAUA
This is a messenger RNA of Phacochoerus africanus (Common warthog), 1266 nucleotides long. It is a transcript of the gene EEF1AKMT2, whose product is annotated as EEF1A lysine methyltransferase 2. The transcript is spliced from 7 exons. Gene Ontology annotation, molecular function: protein-lysine N-methyltransferase activity. Gene Ontology annotation, biological process: peptidyl-lysine monomethylation; peptidyl-lysine dimethylation. The record is from RefSeq and is a predicted model, not a curated record. Bases 23 to 802 code for a protein of 259 amino acids. Lineage: Eukaryota; Metazoa; Chordata; Mammalia; Artiodactyla; Suidae. Gene Ontology annotation, cellular component: cytoplasm.